This is a messenger RNA of Annulohypoxylon maeteangense, 2794 nucleotides long. RefSeq lists its product as uncharacterized. Gene Ontology annotation, biological process: mRNA processing. Bases 185 to 2473 code for a protein of 762 amino acids. Lineage: Eukaryota; Fungi; Ascomycota; Sordariomycetes; Xylariales; Hypoxylaceae. The record is from RefSeq and is a predicted model, not a curated record. Gene Ontology annotation, molecular function: mRNA binding. Gene Ontology annotation, cellular component: spliceosomal complex. The transcript has 4 exons.
CAUCAACCUUUGAAGAUCUUCUACGCGAAGUAACUUCCUAGGUAACCCACCUUUGCGCCUUCAAGUAUUUUCAGGAGGUGUCUAAUUAUUAGCACGCGCGUCUCAACAUCAACAUCGUCGUCGGACCCCUAAAAUCCCUACACCACUCCCCGUUAUACUGUAGUAUUAUCUCGCUCCUCGAAUUAUGGCGUACAAUCCCUAUGGCGGAAUGCCUGGCUUCGGCCCGCCUCCGUCUUACAAUUCAUAUCCUGGUGCCGCCGCUCCAGGACUCCCGUCUGCUCCUGGUCUAGGACCUCCUCCAGGCAUGUCUGCCCCAGGAACGGCGCCGCCUGGCGUUCAGCAGCACAACAUCAAUCAAGCUAAUCGACCUAGCGGUCUACCAUCCAACUUUCAAGCCCCCCCGAAUAUGCCCAAUAUUAAUUUCAACGCCCCCGUUAUCCGCCUCGGUACGAGCUCCACGAAACCGGCAACCCCAGGAAUGCCGGGUCGCAAAGACAGCGAGAACCAGUCUUCGUCUGGACCAAGGGCCGGCAUAGGUAUGGAUCGCGGCCUGGACCAGACUCGACAGGCCCUGCGUGAGAAUAUGCAAGCAUUGGUCCCUCCCACUAGAGAGGAGAUUAUACGAACCGUUUUCGUGAGCGGCAUAACAGACGGUAUUAGCGGAAACGAAGGUAUCGAGAAAAUACUAGGUGCUGCUGGUAAAGUGCGCCGCUGGGACCGAGCUACUGACUCUAGUGGCAAGGAGGUGGCCUUCGGUUUUGCUCAAUUUGAAGAUAACGAGUCGCUAUGGAUCGCCUCUGAGGUUCUGAAAGACAUUCAGAUACCCAUAAAAAAACAAGUAUCAUCAGAUGAACCCGCCGGCGACGACGAGACCUACGCCGAGUUCGAGAAAGCGGCCCUUCAGAUUCGGUUCGAUGAGAAUUCGUCCAAGUACUUGGAGGCUUAUAAAGAAAGCAGACCUGAUGAUUCAGGUGCCGAGGCAAGAUGUGAAGCUGCCAGAGGUGCGUUGAAGCAGACCAUAAAAAAUCUCUUUUAUCCUACAUCGCGAUCUGGAGCAGACGCAGAUGGGGAUGUCACCAUGGGUGAUAGUUCUGCGCAGAAUGGAGAGAACGUUGAGGUGGUUAAUAUCCCCUUGGCACAGGAGGACGAGCUAGCCGACAUUCCGGCUGAGAUGCGCGAAACCGUUGCUGCCGAAAUCGCCGCAUUUAGAGAACGAAGUAUUAAACGCGAUUUGGAACGUUUGAAGAGAGAGGAAGAGCUCGAGGCAAUGGAACGCCAGCGUAAUGGCGCAUCGCGACCCUCCCGACUAUCGUCACCUCCCCCCUCUAGUGCGAAUAACAUUCCGUUAGGACCACGCGGUAUGCCUAAUGCGCCUUCUGGGCCCAAGGGUCAGAAAUCUGACCUGGGCAAGGAUUACAAUAGAUCAAUCAAUUUCGUCAACGGUGGUACAACAAAUGGGGGUCUAUCUUAUAACAGAGAGGAUGAGAAUGACUCUGCUAGCGACGACGAGCUAGAGAAGCGACGAAUUGCGAAACAGAAUGCAGAGACAGAAAAACUCUACCUGGAUGCCGAACGUCGAUGGCUAAAUCGAGAGAAAUCUCGUACAGCCGCACUUGAGCGAGAGAAGGAACGCGAUGAGUCUGAUGCGAAGGACUUUGCCAAGAACCGGGACAAGAUUUUACAACGACUCAAGCAUUUCGACGACGACGCAGAAGCUUCCCGAAAAACUGAGGACUAUUACAAAGACAGAAGUGCAUGGAUCAGAAACCGUACGGCUUUCAGAGCUAGAGAAAUUGCAGCCGACGAUGCCGAUCGACAAGCCGAAGAUCAGGAGCGUAUUAAGGAGGAAGCAGAGCGUGAGCAAGCCAGGGGCAUGGCUGACUCAUUUCUUGAGAGACAAGCUCAGGAGAUGGAACAGCGACAAGUUAACCGAGCUGGUGUCGCUGCGCCGCAGCCCUUCAAGCUAUCUCUUGGCGCCGCCGCGCAAAAGGCACAAGCACAACGUGCAGCUCCCCAAAGAAAAACUAUCGCCGAAGUUGAAGGUCUACUUGAGGACGAAGACGAGGAUGCGACUUCUAGACGCCAGCUUAUUCCUAUCCAAUUUGAGCCUGCUGCUGCUGCGGCUAUGUCCGACGAAGAGCGUGACCAGGCCGUGCGUGCAUUGGCUCAGGAAAUUCCCAACGAAAAGGAAGGACUCUGGGAAUGGGAUGUUAAGUGGGAUUACUUGGAUGAAGGCGUCAUCCGGGAGAAGCUCAGACCUUUUGUUGAAAAGAAAUUGGUAGAGUAUCUCGGUGUCCAAGAACAGCUAUUGAUCGAGGUAGUUGAAGAGCACCUAAGGAAGCAUGCUAAACCUGGUGAGCUAGUCGAGGAACUAGCAGAGGCUCUCGAUGACGAAGCUGAGGCUCUUGUGAAGAAGCUUUGGCGAAUGGUUAUCUUCUUCACCGAAAGUGAGAAACGUGGUCUUUCUGCGUGAGGUGGAUGUUUCAGGGUUUCAUUGAUGCUUCGACCUCUUAACAUAUCAAUUAAUUUUCGUGUAGCUACAUAGCACAACACAGGGCUUUGAGAUACUGGGGAGUUGAGGUUUACGAGGGUUGGUCUUUGCAAUUGAGGACGACGGUCUCAUAGGAGUACCUAGUGAGUUAUAUCAUUCAUGCAAGAGAGGGCAUAAUGAAGAUCCUCUGUACAAUCCAUAAGCACAUGUGUGGAUAAUGACCUUUGGAGGGACAGCUCUUUGAUGCUGCAUCCUAAUCGCGGAAAUAAAAUGGUUGCGGGUCAUUGCUGUAAUGCAACAUCA